AUGUCUGCUGCUAUCUCCAAAUCCGAGAAUAAAACACCACCGGUUUCUUCAAAAAAUGUCCCAACUGUACCAAUAUAUAUGUUUGUUACUGUUGACUGUGAUUCAGACUCCUCAGAUAUUUUCGAUUUGUCACGUACUAUUGGUACUACUAAAACUUCUAAGCGUAAAGUGCUGAGCAAUCCAACGCAAAUUAUGACGCCUGUGGUUGCAGACCAUACCUAUGCCGCCGUGACAAAUAAAGAAAAUGUUGAUCAUCAGCAUAAAAAUAACUGGAAAAAUAUAAAAAAUGCGGGAGCUGUGACUAUAUUAUCCGAUGUUAAAGUAAACUAUGCAAUUAGUGAUUUAAGGAAAAUGAUCAGCAAUACAAAGCGGCAAAAUGUGUCUUCUUGUGACCUCAAAGUAGAUUUUCCUGAAAUUCUUGAAAGUUCAACAACUAAUUCUGUAUCAUUAAAGAAAAAAAAUUUUUUUCUAGUUCAAGUGAAAGUGAAUAGUGUUUCAUAUUGUUAUUUUGUUAAAUAG
This is a messenger RNA of Parnassius apollo (apollo), 519 nucleotides long. Lineage: Eukaryota; Metazoa; Arthropoda; Insecta; Lepidoptera; Papilionidae. The record is from the annotation of a GenBank genome assembly.